Molecule: messenger RNA, 1329 nt
Organism: Exophiala bonariae
Lineage: Eukaryota; Fungi; Ascomycota; Eurotiomycetes; Chaetothyriales; Herpotrichiellaceae
Exons: 3
Coding region: 1-1329 (442 amino acids)
Cellular component (GO): mitochondrion
Molecular function (GO): acyl-CoA dehydrogenase activity; flavin adenine dinucleotide binding
Source: RefSeq, a predicted model, not a curated record
AUGGCAUCGAUAUGCAGGUCACUGCGACCCCUCGCUAAGACCACCAGACCCCUUUCCACCUUCAACUCUACAGCUAGAUUCACGCCCAGAAGGACUCAUAUACGGCAACAAGCCCUCUUCUCGACUUCCAGACGACACUACAACGACGAUGUAGACCUUGCCUCUCUAACCCCAACACCCAUUACACACUUCUCGGAGACCGAGGUUAUGCUCGCAGAAUCCGUAUCAAAAUGGGCAAACGAAGAAGUCGCUCCUAAAGUUCGAGAAAUGGAUGAGGCAGAAAAGAUGGACCCCGAAAUUGUCGAACGAAUGUUCGAGCAAGGUCUGAUGGCAUUUGAAAUUCCUGAAGAAUAUGGAGGUGCCGGGAUGAACUUCACUUCUGCAAUUGUCGGAAUCGAGGAGCUCGCUCGUGUGGACCCUUCGGUCUCGGUCAUGUGCGAUGUUCACAAUACUUUGGUCGUGACCGCCAUCCUGAAAUAUGGUAGCGAGUCCUUCAAGAAAGAGUGGUUACCCAAGCUCGCCACCAACACCGUCGGAUCCUUCUGUCUGUCUGAACCGGUCUCUGGUUCAGAUGCGUUUGCACUCAAGACCAAGGCUGAAAAGACAGAAAGCGGCUACAAGAUCAAUGGCUCUAAAAUGUGGAUCACCAACUCUAUGGAAGCAGAAUUUUUCCUGGUAUUUGCGAACCUCAACCCCGAAGCCGGCUACAAGGGCAUCACUGCUUUCGUCGUCACCAAGGACACCAAGGGUUUCAGCAUAGCAAAGAAGGAGAAGAAACUCGGCAUCAAGGCUUCCAGCACAUGCGUUAUCAACUUUGAUGAUGUCGAAAUCCCAAAGGAAAACCUACUCGGCAAAGAAGGUGAAGGCUACAAAUAUGCCAUUGGACUUCUCAAUGAAGGCCGCAUUGGUAUUGGCGCUCAAAUGACCGGACUAGCACUUGGUGCGUGGGAGAACGCGGCCAAGUAUGUCUGGAACGAUCGAAAGCAAUUCGGUAAGCUCGUGGGAGAGUUCCAGGGCAUGCAGCAUCAACUUGCACAAGCAUACGUGGAGAUCUGUGCGGCUCGCGCUCUGGUUUACAACGCGGCACGAAAGAAGGAAGCAGGUGAAGACUUUGUAACAGAUGCUGCGAUGGCCAAGUUAUACGCUUCUCAGGUCGCUGGGAAGGUCAGCGGGUUGGCCGUUGAAUGGAUGGGUGGUAUGGGCUUUGUCCGAGAAGGUAUCGCUGAGAAGAUGUUCCGUGACAGCAAGAUCGGUGCCAUCUAUGAGGGAACCAGCAAUAUCCAGUUGACCACGAUAGCUAAAGCGCUCCAGAAGAAAUAUACGACGUAA